AUGGCCUGGCGCUGCUCGGGAAAGACGAAUGUGGAGUUGAUUGAUAACUUGUUUAAGAAUGGGUUGAUUACGAGUGCGAGGAUUAGGGAUGCUAUGAUGAAGGUUGACCGAGCACACUACUGCCCCUCCCCUUCUUACGCAUACGAAGACUCCCCCCAAUCCAUCGGCCACGCAGCUACCAUCUCCGCGCCGCAUAUGCACGCCUCAGCAUGCGAAUCUCUCUUACCGUUUCUCAAACCUGGCUCAAGAGUGUUGGAUAUUGGCUCCGGCUCUGGAUAUCUCACAGCUGUACUUGCUGAGUUGGUACGAGAUGGUGGGAAGGGAGGAAGAGUUGUGGGACUGGAGCAUAUCAAGGCUUUGAAGGAGUUGGGGGAAGGCAAUAUGGAGAAGAGUGAGAGGGGGAUGGAGAUGAUGAGUACUGGGUUGGUGGAGUUUGUUGUUGGGGAUGGCAGGAAAGGGCUGAAGGACGAGGAAGGUUGGGAUGCUAUUCAUGUAGGUGCAGCAGCGGUGGAGUUGCACGAGGAGUUGAUUGAACAGCUGAGGAGUCCUGGACGGAUAUUCAUUCCUGUCGAGGAUUCAGAUGGUUAUGGUGACCAGCACAUUUGGACUGUUGAUAAGGAUGCAAAGGGGGCGGUUACGAAGAAGAAGCUUUAUGGGGUGAGAUACGUGCCGUUGACAGAUGCACCAUUGACUUGA
Molecule: messenger RNA, 696 nt
Organism: Lachnellula hyalina
Lineage: Eukaryota; Fungi; Ascomycota; Leotiomycetes; Helotiales; Lachnaceae
Gene: pcm2
Product: putative protein-L-isoaspartate O-methyltransferase
Exons: 3
Coding region: 1-696 (231 amino acids)
Biological process (GO): protein modification process
Cellular component (GO): cytoplasm
Molecular function (GO): protein-L-isoaspartate (D-aspartate) O-methyltransferase activity
Source: RefSeq, a predicted model, not a curated record